AUGCAGGAGUCAGAGCCCACAGUGUGCCAGCUGCAGCCCAACAUCAUCUCAGUGCGUCUUUUCAAGAGGAAGGUCGGUGGGCUGGGCUUCCUGGUGAAGCAGAGGGUGUCCAAGCCGCCUGUCAUUGUGUCGGACCUGAUCCGUGGGGGGGCGGCAGAGGAGUGCGGCCUGGUGCAGGUGGGCGACAUCGUGUUGGCGGUCAACAACAAGCCCCUGGUGGAGCUGUCCUACGAGCGGGCCCUGGAGACGCUGAAGAACGUGAUGGUCGAGAGCCACGCCGUGCUGAUCCUCCGCGGGCCUGAGGGCUUCACCACCCACCUGGAGACCACCCUAUCCGGAGAUGGCCGCCAACGCACAGUGAGGGUCACACGUCCCGCCUUCCCACCCUCCAAGUCCUACGAGCACUGCUCCCCUCUGAGCCCCUUCAGCCCUGGGCAGCAGCAGCAGGUCAACAAGGAGCCCCAGCUGAGGGCCAUUGAGAACCUGUCCACUCCGUCCAUCCCCCAGGACCCCCUGCUGAGCCGCGGGGCGCUCCUGUGCAACGGGAUGGAGGAGAACAACGAGCUCCUGAAGGAGAUCGAACCAGUGCUGCGCCUCAUCAAAAACAGCAAAAGGGAGAUCAAUGGAGAAGGCCAGAGGAACGUGGGGAGAAGAGAUGCCCAGAUUCAAGUGGCCAGGGACCUUGGCGUGGGAAAUGGCACGUCUCCCCAGCUGGCGUCAGAUAACAACAGAAUGCUGGAAAACAUGCCGGUGGUGCUCCACAACGCUGACACUAACAAGCCCCCGGCUCUGGGAAGGACCUCACCCACUAAGUCACUUCAGAAUGGAAGCCCCUCCAAAUGCCCCCGCUUCAUUAAGAUCAAGAACUGGGAAACUGGCACCCUCUACAAUGACACACUCCACCACAGCUCCAGCAAGAUGCCACUCUGUAAUGAAAAUGUGUGCAUGGGCUCCAUGAUGAUGCCGCCCCCUGUCCGCAAACCAGACGAGUUCAGAACCAAAGAGGAGCUUCUUCCACUGGCCACUGACUUCAUAGACCAGUACUACACCUCUAUCAAAAGAUUCGGCUCUAAGGCUCAUGUGGACAGGCUGGAGGAAGUAACCAAGGAGAUUGAAAUUUCGGACACUUACCAGCUGAAAGACACUGAACUGAUUUAUGGAGCCAAGCACGCCUGGAGGAAUGCUGCCCGAUGUGUAGGGAGGAUCCAGUGGUCCAAACUGCAGCUUUUUGAUGCUAGAGACUGCACAACAGCUCAUGGAAUGUACAACUACAUCUGUAACCACAUCAAGUACGCCACCAACAAAGGCAAUCUGAGGUCGGCAAUCACCAUAUUCCCUCAGAGGAUAGAUGGAAAACAUGACUAUCGAGUGUGGAACUGUCAGCUGAUUCGCUACGCUGGAUACAAAAUGCCUGAUGGAAAGAUCCAAGGGGACCCUGCUAAUGUCGAAUUUACUGAGAUCUGCACGCAGCUGGGAUGGAAAGGUCCAAAGGGUCGUUUUGAUGUCCUGCCCCUCCUGCUGCAAGCCAAUGGAAAUGAUCCCGAGCUGUUCGAAAUUCCCGAAGACCUCAUCCUGGAGGUGCCAUUCACACACCCUAAGUACGACUGGUUCAAGGACCUGGAGCUGAAGUGGUACUCCCUCCCGGCGGUCUCCAACAUGCUGCUUGAGAUCGGGGGUCUGGAGUUCACUGGCUGCCCAUUCAGUGGCUGGUACAUGGGCACAGAGAUCGGCGUGAGAGACUUCUGUGACAGCUCGCGCUACAACAUUCUGGAGGAAGUUGCUGACAAGAUGGCCUUAGACACCAGGAAGACUUCCUCCCUUUGGAAAGACCAGGCAUGUGUGGAAAUCAACAUCGCUGUUCUCUACAGCUUCCAGCUGUGCAAAGUCACCAUAGUGGACCAUCACUCAGCCACAGAGUCCUUCAUGAAGCACAUGGAGAAUGAGUACCGGGUGCGAGGUGGCUGCCCCGGAGACUGGGUGUGGAUUGUGCCUUCCAUGUCAGGAAGUAUCACACCGGUGUUCCACCAAGAAAUGAUCAACUAUCGCCUCACCCCUUCCUUUGAGUACCAGCUCGAUCCCUGGAAUACCUAUGUGUGGAAGGGAGCCAACGGGACGCCGACAAAGAAGAGAACCAUUGGAUUCAAGAAGCUUGCCAAGGCUGUGAAGUUUUCAGCCAAGCUCAUGGGCCAAGCCAUGGCCAAGAGGGUGAAAGCCACCAUACUGUUUGCAACGGAGACGGGCAAAUCGCAAGAUUAUGCCAAAACUCUGUGUGAAAUCUUCAAGCACGCAUUCGACGCAAAGGUCAUGUCGAUGGAUGAAUACGAUGUGGUGGACCUGGAGCACGAGACGCUGGUGUUAGCGGUGACCAGCACAUUCGGCAAUGGUGAUCCACCAGAGAAUGGAGAGAAAUUUGGAGCUGCCUUAAUGGAGAUGCGCCACCCAACAUCCAACACAGAAGAUAGAAAGAGCUACAAGGUCCGUUUCAACAGCGUGUCCUCCUACUCUGACACUCGCAAGUCCUCCAGUGACGAGCCAGAACCCAGGAUUAACUUUGAGAGCACCGGACCACUCGCAAAUGUCAGUGCACAGAUUCCUGACAUGUUGAAUAUGAAAGAAACACAAACAUGUCGCCCUAAGUUAAAGUUCUCAGUGUUUGGCCUUGGCUCCAGGGCCUACCCACACUUCUGCGCCUUUGCCCACGCUGUGGACACGCUGUUUGAAGAGCUGGGGGGGGAGCGCAUCCUACGUAUGGGAGAGGGAGAUGAGCUGUGUGGCCAGGAGGAGUCAUUCAGAACCUGGGCCAAGAAGGUUUUUAAGGCUGCCUGUGACGUGUUUUGUGUUGGCGAUGACGUGAACAUCGAGAAGGCCAACGACUCCUUGAUCAGUAACGACCGCAGCUGGAAGAAGAGCAAGUUCCGCAUGACUUACACAGCCGAGGCCCCGGCCCUCACAGAAGCAUUGCACAGUGUUCACAAGAAGAUGGUGUACGGUGCAAAGAUGCUAGAAUCUCAAAAUUUGCAAAGUUCUAAAUCCAAUCGCUCCACCAUAUUUGUGCGGCUCCACACUAACAACCAUGACAAGCUGAGCUACCAGCCCGGCGACCAUCUGGGCAUCUUCCCUGGCAACCACGAGGACCUGGUGACAGCACUCAUGGAUAAACUGGAAGACGCUCCGCCUGUCAAUCAAAUUGUGAAAGUGGAGUUCCUGGAUGAGAGGAACACUGCCCUAGGUGUUAUCACUAACUGGACCAAUGAAACUCGGAUCCCUCCCUGCACCAUCUACCAGGCCUUCCAGUACUUCCUGGACAUCACCACCCCACCGAGCCCUGUGCUGCUGCAGCAGUUUGCUGCUCUGGCAACCAAUGACAAACAGAAAAAGAAACUAGAGGUCCUCAGCAAGGGCUUGCAGGAGUACGAGGAGUGGAAGUGGUUCAAUGAUCCGACGCUGGUGGAGGUGCUGGAGGAGUUCCCCUCCAUUCAGAUGCCCUCCACUCUGCUGCUCACCCAGCUGCCCCUGCUGCAGCCUCGCUACUACUCCAUCAGCUCCUCUCCAGACCUGCACCCAGGGGAGAUCCACCUCACCGUGGCUGUGGUCUCUUACCGUGCUCGGGAUGGAGUGGGACCUAUUCACCAUGGAGUGUGUUCCUCGUGGCUCAACAGCAUAGAGAAGGGGGAGAUGGUGCCAUGCUUUGUCAGAGGUGCACCAUCAUUCCGACUUCCCAAAGACAACCAAGCACCUUGUAUCCUGGUGGGCCCGGGAACAGGUAUCGCCCCUUUCAGAAGCUUCUGGCAACAAAGACUAUUUGACCUUGAACACAACGUAAUUGAGUCGUGCCCCAUGACCCUGGUGUUCGGUUGUCGGCAGUCUGAGAUGGACCACAUCUACAAGGAGGAGACCAUCCAGGCCAAGAACAAACAAGCGUUCAAGGAGCUCUACGCGGCCUAUUCAAGAGAGCCCGACAAACCAAAGAAAUACGUACAGGAUGUACUGCGGGAGCAGCUGUCAGAGACUGUGUACCAGUGCCUGAGGGAGGAGGGAGGACACAUCUACGUGUGUGGGGAUGUUACAAUGGCUGGGGAUGUUCUCAAGACCAUCCAGCAAAUCAUCAGGCAGCAAGGCAACAUGACCCUGGAGGAUGCUGGCUUCUUCCUCAGCAAGCUGCGGGAUGAGAACCGCUACCAUGAAGACAUCUUUGGAGUCACCCUGCGGACCUAUGAGGUCACCAACAGGCUUCGCUCAGAGUCCAUAGCCUUCAUUGAGGAGAGCAAAAAGGACUCGGAUGAGGUUUUCUGCGUGUAGGUCCGUGAAGCGGCGGCUUUCUGUCAACAACCAAUCUGGAGGACACAGCAACACUGGUUAAAAAAUACUGUGCCAAUUUUUGUACUGUAAAAAAAAAGAAAACAGGUUUCUUUCUUUUUUUUAUACCACUUUAAUGUUUUUGUUGGGCUCUGCGAUUUUGUCUGUAGCAAGUUGGAAAUGUUCUGUUCUCUGAAAAUCUGUUUUGCUUGUUGAUGAUACUUCCAAAAAUUAUUAAUUGAUCAUUUUGAUUCAUAAUGUGUGCACCUAGUGUAAUGACCUGCCUCAUUGUGAAUGCAUGACCAAGAAGAGAAUAUACUCAAGAAAUAUAAUAUACUCGGUGUUAUUGUUACAGUUAAAAGGCUUUUAUUGGGGUUUCCUAUUCUACGAGUUAAAGUAUGGCAUUGAUAACAAACCCGCAGAUGUUUCAGAAAUACGAAUUAAAGGGACAUUCAGAAAGGAUUCAGGGCUGGUCAAAUCUAUUGGAGCUGGGGUUUUAUUUUCAAUUAGUUUAAUGAAAAAGUCAAAUGGAAGAGAUGAUUCAAAGAUGUACAGGCAUGCAGAUAGAAACAACUGAAAGACAGAUAUUGUGCAAGCACAUUUGGCAUGCUAACAGGCUGCCCUGAUUAUGAAAACAGCUAUUUUGUCACAGCCUAAACUACCAUAUUAUAUAUCUAUUUACUGGCACUCAAUCAAAGCGCAUCAGCCACUCAGCUCUCUUUUUAUUGGCCUAUCCAUUCUCCCAACAUUAUUAUGGUACUCUGUCUCCCAGCUGGUGCUUGUCCCACCAACAGCAGCUGCAUAGGAAUUUGGAGGUCAACCAAGAAGCAAAAAGGCUUAACCUGAUUCAUAUUUAAAGAACUCUAAUCAAUUAAUUUUCAGAUUUUAACUAUCUAAUCAUUGAUGUGUUCAAUCAAAUAUUAUCCUAAUCAUAUAUCAAUCAUAUAAUCAUGCUAGAUGCAACAUUGUUUUGACAUUUCUUGAUUUGCAUAUUAUUGUUCAAUGAUCGAAUCAUUAGUUUAUAAGUUAAAGGUGUUAUUUUGGGUAUACAUUGAUCUCUAUUGCCAGGAGUAAGAUGAGAAUAUUGAUGCCACUACUUUUUGCUAUGGUUAAUGAGAAGCUACAUUCAACAGCCCGUUUGAGGCAUUCAGACAGACAAAGCAAGGAUUCCUUUGAUUCAGGGGUGUUCUUUCAUGUCUAAAUGCAGCAUUAGCUUAGCAUAAACACUGGAAACCUAGGGAAAUGCAACAAUAUCUCCCUACCAGUGCCCUAAAGGUGAACUUGUUUUCCCCCGUCACCCUGCGUUAUGAUAUGGGGACAUUACAUAUGUGGUUAAACUCCAUUAUGCUAAACUAAGACCUGUGUCCUCAUUUGUUGACAUGUUUUUCCUGCCAUCUGUGGUAGCAGAAGUAUAUUACACAAAUCAGAGUUAAAACAACAUGGCAGUCAUCUCGACACACCAAUCCUACAGCCAAUUCUGAAAAAAUGGAGGCUUGGUGUAAGUCGUAUGAUUUGUUAUAGUUUACUUUUUAUUGGCUUCUAACAAAAGUGACCAUAGCACAACAUCAAUCUUUUCAUCUUACUCUGUGAAAACGUUUCCUUUAAAAAUGACAUGUAACAAAACAAUUUAAGCUAUUGAGUUUUGAAAUGUGCAUUUAUCCACAUCACAACCCCCUAUUCCUCUUGCCUUACAUUAACUAUCUGCCUAGAUACAGCAUAUUCAUUCUCUUUUGUCCCUCUGCAUGAUUGUGCACAACCCUAGGCUUACACGCCACCCUUUCACUGUGACCUCACACACCUGCUCAGUAGCAUCCGCAUGCGUGUGUAUGUGCGCGUAUGUGCCAUAACAAUUCAGAAGUGUGCAUCUCUAUACGAGUGGGUUUCAAACAUGCAUGUGCUCAGGUGUAUGUUUUACAUGACGAUUCUGCUUGUUGUUUGUUACCUUGUCAAACUUGUCACCUUUAAAAUAAGCAUGAAUUUGUUGCUCUGUGAGUCACACAAGCCUGCAAAUCUUACAGAUGGUGUUUUGGUGACAGGAAACUGCCCACAUGGCUUUUUAAGUUUUGAUCUCAGCAGUUCAGUACUAUUGUUAUGAUAAGUUCCAGUGAUGUUUUUCAUUCAGGGACAAAAGGCAAUCCCACUGCCGCUGUGGUCAUUUUCUGCUUUCCAAUGCAUCAGGUUUGUAAAUUGAAUAUAUUGGUGGAGGGGCCACAUUGUUUAUUGAUCACCCACUCUGCAGUAACUUGUGGCUUUUCUUGUCUGUUCCCUUUAUUUGUCUUUGAUUCAAAUUAAAGGUAACUGUUAGCAUGAUAAACAGAUUUCAAUGUGAUUUUCAAACGUCCCUCACAGCUUUUCGUUUUCUAAAUUAUCUUUUAUUUACUGCCUGCAUAAAGAGGGGGAUACCCCACGUCCCCACUGUUGUUCAAUCUGGAUGAAUGUCUCCUCUGUAUAAUUUGUUUUCAACACAUUUAGUUUCAUUGGAAUGGGAGCCGUCAAGAAAACGUCUGUGAUGUCAAAUGUGCAGCAAGACAAACAAUUGAUACAUAUAGCUUCUAUAUAUAGCUUCUAUAGAUAUAUAUUCAAAGUAUAAAAUACAAAGAGUACUACUUCGAUCUUUUCUAAGAAUGUAUUUUGAUUAUGUAAAGGAGCACUUUGAUUCUGCUUGAUUUUAAAAAAAGGACAAAAAAAAAGCCUAUUCUGCGGUUUAGGGAUAAAACAGCAGCAUUGACUAAAUGCAUGGCGAUCUUCUCUCUCCUGUGUAUAUUUUAAAAGCUCUGUCUAUUUACCAGCACUGUGUCAGUCAGUGAGACUGUAUUGUGAUGGGGGAGGGGGUUUAUUUUUCUGUGUUUGCAUAUUGCUGCUACUAUAAACAACUCUGAUCCAAUCAGCCUCUGCUAUAAUGACCUUUGUUGUGUAAUUGAUUGAGGAUAUUCCAUUUUAAUGCAUCCACUGCAAGGACUUUGCAUUUACUUUCAAAUAAAGAGAAACAUUUACAGAAUAUGUCAA
Molecule: messenger RNA, 7302 nt
Organism: Trematomus bernacchii (emerald rockcod)
Lineage: Eukaryota; Metazoa; Chordata; Actinopteri; Perciformes; Nototheniidae
Gene: nos1
Product: nitric oxide synthase 1 (neuronal)
Exons: 29
Coding region: 1-4299 (1432 amino acids)
Biological process (GO): nitric oxide biosynthetic process
Molecular function (GO): flavin adenine dinucleotide binding; FMN binding; calmodulin binding
Source: RefSeq, a predicted model, not a curated record